AGUGACAGGCUCCACCUCCCACGGUACUCCUUGCUUGUUGGUUGUUACCAGGCAGACAGCAUUUCCAACAUGGCAGCGUCAAGCAGCGCAGAGCAAACGCAGUUGCAAGAUAUGGAGGAGGAAGAUGCAGGAAUGGAAGAGAGGGAGAUGGAAUCGGACGGAGAGGAGGAGGAGGGCAUGGGAACAGAAAAUUCAGACGAUGAAGAUGACGAUACAUCGGAAGACGAGAAAGAAAAUGAAGCCGAAAUCCAACGUCUGGAGGAGCAGCUGUCGAUAAAUGCUUUCGACUACAACUGCCAUGUCGAUCUCAUCAAACUACUGAAGCAGGAGGGAGAGCUUUUCCGUCUGCGAAAGGCAAGGCAGAAGAUGAGUGAACUCUUUCCCCUCACUGAAGAAAUCUGGCUAGAUUGGCUCAAGGAUGAAAUACGUCUGACUGGGGAGGAGCCAAACCGGGAGAAAGUUUAUGAACUUUUUGAGAGAGCUGUAAAAGACUAUAUCUGUCCGGAUAUCUGGCUUGAAUAUGCUCAGUAUUCAAUCGGUGGCAUGGGGUCACCAGGUGGGAUAGACAAGGUGAGAUCCAUCUUUGAAAGAGCUGUGACAGCUGUGGGGCUUCACAUGACCAAGGGACAGACGGUGUGGGAGGCGUACAGAGAGUUUGAGAACGCCAUUCUAUCUACAAUACAGCCUCCCCCUGGCAGGAUUCCCAGCCGUGAGGAGCAGGAGCUGCUGAACGCUCAGCUUGAGCGAAUCCAUACACUGUUUCGCCGCCAGCUGGCCAUCCCCUUAAUGGACAUGGAAGCCACCUAUGCAGAGUAUGAGGAGUGGUCUGAACAUGGUGUGUCUGAGACAGUCAUACAUCAGUAUAAAAAGGCUUUGCAGCAGAUGGAGAAGUGCAAACCUUUUGAAGAGUCACUGCUGGCAGCAGAACCUCCCAAACUGGCAGAGUAUCAGACCUACAUCGACUUUGAACUGAAGGAGGGCGACCCAGCUCGGAUCCAGAUAACCUUUGAGCGGACUCUGGCAGAGAACUGCCUGGUACCAGACAUGUGGGCAAAAUACACCACAUAUCUUGAUCGUCAGCUAAAGAUUAAAGACUUGGUUCUCUCCUCUCAUGAGCGUGCUGUCAGGAACUGCCCAUGGACCAUGGGUCUGUGGAAGAGCUACGUGCUAGCGCUGGAGAGGCAUGGAGCUGACCAUCAGAUCAUCUCAGAUGUUUUUGAAAAGGCGCUGAAUGCAGGUUUCAUUCAAGCAACGGAUUAUGUGGAAAUUUGGCAGGCAUACCUCGAUUACCUGAGGAGACGUGUGGAUUUCAGCAAAGAAUCAAGUAAAGAGUUAGAGGAGUUGCGAGGAGCUUUCUCUCGGUCUAUAGACUACAUGAAACAAGAUGUUGAAGAAAGGUUUGGUGAAAGUGGAGAUCCAUCUUGUAUCAUAAUGCAGAUCUGGGCAAGGAUUGAGGCUCUCCAUUGCAAGAACAUGCAAAAAGCCAGAGAACUGUGGGACACUAUUAUGACCAAAGGGAAUGCCAAGUAUGCCAACAUGUGGCUGGAGUACUAUAACCUUGAGAGGUCUUAUGGGGACCCGGUUCACUGUCGAAAAGCUCUCCACAGAGCAGUUCAGUGCACUUCAGACUACCCUGAGCAUGUGUGUGAAGUCCUGCUCUCCUUCGAGAGGGUGGAAGGUUCUCUGGAGGACUGGGAUGUGGCAGUGCAGAAGACGGAGACCCGGCUGAACAGGAUUAAUGAGCAACGAGCAAAGGUGGCUGAGAAAGAAGCCAUCAUGGCUCGCCAAGAAGAGGAGAGAGCUGAACAGCGGCGGAAGGCCAAGUCAGACAAGAAGGCUCAGAAGAAGUUCCAGAAAGGAACUCGAGCUGGGGAGAAGAGGAAAGCUGAGCAGGAUGACUAUGGUGAUGAGUGGAACGAGGACUCAGAGCAAGCUCCAAAAAGACACAGGGGAAGUGGGGACCAAACCACAGAAGAGCAGAUGGAGACCGAGAUGGGACUGUCUGGGAGAAACGAUCCUCCUGGCUUUAAGCCUGCUCAGCUUGGCUCUAAAAAGGCCCAGCAGGCAGUUGCAGCCGCUGCUCUGAGGCAGAAAGAUGACAGGCCAGAGCUUCGUGACGAUAAAAACAGCGUUUUCAUCAGCAAUCUGACAUACACGCUGGAGGAGCCAGAAGCAAAGCUCAGGACGCUGUUUGAGUCCUGUGGUCCCAUCAAACAGAUUCGUCCUAUCUUCAGCAACAAAGGGAGCUUCAAAGGAUAUGGCUAUGUACAGUUUGAGUCUCCAGUGUCCGUACCUGAGGCCCUGAAGCUGGACAGGCGGGAGGUUGACGGCAGGCCCAUGUUUGUGUCACCGUGUGUGGAUAAAAACAGAAAUCCUGACUUCAAGGUGUUUAAAUACAACACUUCAAUGGAGAAACAAAAAAUUUUUAUCUCUGGGCUGCCGUUUUCAUGCACUAAAGAGCAACUGGAAGAAAUCUGCAAAAGUCAUGGCACCGUCGUAGAUGCUCGUCUGGUCACGUAUCGCUCAGGAAAACCCAAGGGUCUUGCAUAUGUUGAGUUUGCAGAUGAGGCUCAUGCUUCCCAGGCAGUUCUGAAAAUGGACGGCAUGGAGUUACAGGGCAACAAAAUCUCUGUUGCCAUAAGUAACCCUCCUCGCAGAAACAUGGACAAACCUGGUUUCAACAGGCCCAUGACAGACAUGAUGCCUCGGCAGGUCUACGGAGCGAGAGGAAGAGGACGCACCCAGCUCUCAUUGCUCCCUCGUUCCCUGCAUCGGCAGAGUGGGCCUGUGAGCAAAGUGGAGAACGGGACUACAGCUGAGCAGGUGCCGGCGACAACCAGCGCGUCCGCAAACACAGCUGGAGAAACGAAACCUUUGUCGAAUUCAGACUUUGCCAGGAUGCUUCUCAGUAAGUGAGAAGAUCAGCGAGAGAAUUACGACCGCCUUCACACUGAAAGCCAUCAUGUGUCCUUACAAAUUAGUGUUGGUGAUUUUUCUGUAAUUGGUUAUAUGGCCUCCCUUUAAUCUUGUUCUCAUUGUCUGCUCUGCGAGAUUGCCUUAAUCGCCAAGCACCUGCAUCCCUCCGUCACAAACACUCUUCAACCAAGACUUUCCACCAGUGUGACGAGUCGUUUUCAUUUUGGUCUGUUUGAAGGUGGCUAGCAGGCUUUUUUUUUUCUUUUUCUUUUUAAAUAAAAAGUGUAUCAUAUUUGUGUGUAAAUAUAUUGUAUCUAAAAUUGUGCGCCUCAUGUUGCAGAGUGUCUUCUUGUGUAAUGUGAAAGAGAGAGAAGCAUGUGGGAGAGUAUUUUUUUAAGUAUUCAAAACAGCCAAACUUUUGAAUGUUGUUUAAAAAGAGUAUAUGCAAAAGUGCAGAUGUGGUAUAACAUAACUGGUGUGUAUGUGUGUGUGUGUAUGUAUGUAUAUACAUAAGUUGGAUGUGCUGCAGUGAUGAAUAGACAUGUUCUCCAGAUGUUUUUAGGAAACAUAAGGUUUUUGUUGUGUAACUUAUUUUGACCUAUUGAGGACACAGUUAACAAGACUAAAAACAAUUUUCUAACUGUACAGUACAACUAACUAAUUUUUACACAAUGUCAUCUCUGUGUUACCAUCUGCCGUUUUUAUGUCAGUAUUACGAUGCUAUGGAGUACCUCUAGAGGCGCCAGCAAAUUAUUAUAUGUUCACUUGCUUUAUCUUGGCCUCAAGGCAUAUUAGUACAUUAUGGAAACUGCCCUCGUGUCAUGUCACACUGCCAACGCUUCAUCUCACUUGUAGUACCUGUAGAACCACUCUGAGUAUAUGGUUUCAUCAUCGUUAAUGUGACCCGUCUUUGAGGGUAAAAAUUAAAUCUGCUAUGUUAGGCGAUUUUAUGUGCUGUGGAACUAAAGUGAUAUUCAGAUGAAAAUGAACCUUAUUUCCUACACCUUUUAAAAACAGUUCACAUGUGUUAAGUGAUUCGAUGUGCAGACAAAUCCCUGAGUAAUGUGCCUGUGCUUUGGUUUGAUUUAUGAAGUGUUUCUAACGGUUUUCAUCCUUAAACUCCACAUUAAAAAUGUAGAACCACAGCGAUUAUUGAUAGAAAAUUACUUGUUAAAAAUUCAAUUUUAUAUAAAAAUAGCAACCACUUUCUAUUUCCAAGGUCUCCAAAUUGUUUUCUUACAUUAUGGCAGAGCAAACAUUUUGUGUUGUAGGUUGUUGAUGGGACAAAACAAAACAUUUGAUUGCAUCGUCUUGAGCUCCAGCAGAAUGACGGCAGUUUUUGAGUUUUCUCAAGUUUUGUAGGCCAAACACUUGAGAAAAUGAUCUGCUGAUCAUGUCCAUUGACAUGAAUUAGUUUAAGGUGUUAAAGAUUUCUCACAUAGAACCGUAAAUGCCAGAAAGUGCGUGUGGAACUCUGUUGUGUUGUACAAGUGAAUCCUUGAGAUGUUACAAGCUGAACACCUUUUUACAGGUGUUGUUUGGACCUGGUUUUUUUUUCAUGUGUUCACUUGAGUUGAUUUCACUCUUGCAAUGAACUUGGUGUAAGAUGAGUCACAGUUGGCCGACCGAGCCCGAACACUUUGGGCUGUGGCUGUAAUCUACACAUUAGUUAGGCCUGCAGCUCCUUCUACACAACAGAAGAGAAUCUAUGCAGUUUUUCCAUUUCUGUUUUUAGGAGUUGACCAUGUGUUCACUUGUCUUGUUUGGAUAUUAACAAUUCUGUUUGUGUAUAUAAUGUUCAGUAUGAUACUUCAGAAAAGGUCACCCUAGUUUGUAAUAAAUAUAAAUCUAAGUUUUCAGAA
Molecule: messenger RNA, 4778 nt
Organism: Scatophagus argus
Lineage: Eukaryota; Metazoa; Chordata; Actinopteri; Scatophagidae
Gene: sart3
Product: spliceosome associated factor 3, U4/U6 recycling protein
Exons: 19
Coding region: 70-2916 (948 amino acids)
Biological process (GO): RNA processing
Molecular function (GO): protein binding; RNA binding
Source: RefSeq, a predicted model, not a curated record